This is a messenger RNA of Triticum turgidum subsp. durum (durum wheat), 1242 nucleotides long. The record is from the annotation of a GenBank genome assembly. NCBI's taxonomy places the organism in Eukaryota, Viridiplantae, Streptophyta, Magnoliopsida, Poales, Poaceae.
AUGGCUGCGCAGCCGGCCGAGCGGUCGUUCGACGUGAUCGUGGUGGGCGCGGGCAUCAUGGGCAGCUGCGCGGCGCACGCGGCGGCGUCCCGGGGCGCGCGCGUGCUCCUGCUCGAGCAGUUCGACCUGCUGCACCAGCGCGGCUCCUCGCACGGCGAGUCCCGCACCAUCCGCGCCACCUACCCGCAGCCGCACUACCCGCCCAUGGUCCGCCUCUCGCGCCGCCUCUGGGACGACGCGCAGCGGGACUCCGGGUACGCCGUGCUCACGCCCACCCCGCACCUCGACCUGGGCCCGCGGGACGACCCGGCGUUCGUCGCCUCCAUCGCCAACGGCGGCGCCACCGUGCUCGCCCCGGCUGCGGCGGACGCGCCACGGCCGGCGUGGGCGGAGGCGUUCCGGGUGCCGGACGGGUGGGCGGCGGCGAGCAGCGAGCUGGGCGGGGUGAUGAAGGCGACCAAGGCGGUGGCCAUGUUCCAGGCGCUGGCCGCCAAGCUGGGCGCCGUCGUGAGGGACAGGGCGGAGGUCGUCGACGUCGCCAGGCAAGGGCGAGAAGGAACGACGACGAUCGUGGUGAAGACAGCUACCGGCGAGGAGUUCCACGGCGCCAAGUGCAUCAUCACGGUGGGCGCGUGGACGAGCAAGCUGGUCAAGUCCGUCACCGGCGCCGACCUGCCAGUGCAGCCGCUGCACACCCUCAUCUGCUACUGGAAGGUGAAGCCCGGGCACGAGCGCGAGCUCACGACGGAGGCCGGCUUCCCGACGUUCGCGAGCUACGGCGUCCCCUACAUCUACAGCACGCCGUCGAUGGAGUACCCGGGGCUGAUCAAGAUCGCCAUGCACGGCGGGCCGCCGUGCGACCCGGACGGCCGGGACUGGGCCAUCGGCCCGGGCGAGGACGGGCUGGUGGAGCCCGUGGCGCGGUGGAUCGACGAGGUGAUGCCGGGCCACGUGGAGACCGCGGGCGGGCCGGUGGUCCGGCAGGCGUGCAUGUACUCCAUGACGCCCGACGAGGACUUCGUGAUCGACUUCCUGGGCGGCGAGGAGUUCGGGAGGGACGUGGUGGUCGGCGCCGGGUUCUCCGGCCACGGGUUCAAGAUGGGCCCCGCGGUGGGGAGGAUCCUGGCCGAGAUGGCGCUGGACGGCGAGUCGAGGACGGCCGCGGAGGCCGGCGUGGAGCUCCGGCACUUCGGCAUCCGGCGGUUCGACGGCAACCCGACGGGGAAUGCCAGGAGUUACUGA